AGGGAAACCGCCAACCGGUUAUCUCGCUUGUUUAAGCUCCUGUCAAAACAAACCACAGUGUCUUGCAACGGAAUUGUAAUCAGUAGGUUUGUGUAAAUUGUAAUUGGAAGAAAUUUCGUUUUGAAGUCCUAUGUCUUAAACCACGCUACGUCCUUUCUGUACCAAACGUUUCCAACAACAACAACACACACCAUAUGACGUUUUGAGAUUUUACAAACCAACUAUGAGAGGCGUCCUGAAAAGUGGAGAUUCCUUACCUAUACCUUUAGCCCCUAAGGUAACAACUGUCGGGCGGGAGGGAUGUGAUCUUACACUGCAGAAUCCUGGAAUUGACCAUCAGCAUGCUGUCAUUGAGUACAAUAAUCAAGAGGACUGUUUUGUCCUUCAAGAUCUGAACACAACUCAGGGCACUUACGUAAAUGAUGUUCGUGUGCAGAAUGCUGCAGUGCGCCUUGCUCCUGGAGACAAUGUCAGAUUUGGGUUCAGUGGCAUGUCAUACACCCUUGAUGUGGAGAAUCCUCCACCAGUAAAUCACCCACCUGUGCAGUAUAGGCCUGCGUGGACUCAACCGUUAGCCAUGUUUCCUGACAACCAACCUACCUAUGCCCAGACCAUGACAUCAAAGGCUAGUCUCCCUUACCUAACAACUGUCACGCCCUCUAUGUCGUGCACGCUGUGGUCACCUAUUGCCGUCCAACAAGGUCCCCCGCCAAAUAUCCCCAGGCCUCCUCUGCGCAGCAGGCCUCUGAGUGCAGGUGGCGCCACCUACAGGAGGUCAAGUUUUGACCGAGUCCAGAACAUUCCAGUCCCCGUUAUCACCAGCAGUUGUUACAACAACAGCACAACGACAACAUCAACAAUCACCUCAACACCUCAGGUUGUCACAUCUUCCAGAUCUGUGAAUGGUGGAUGGAUGGGUGGAGUCAGUUCCCAGCCUGCAGCGGUGUCUUCCCCUGCACCUGUCACAAUGCAACAAAACAUGGACAAUUCUUUACAUGCAUUGCAGGAAAAGGAUCAGAAGAUCAUGCAGUUGAGCCAGGAGCUGUGCCAGCUUCGUGGGAUUGAAGUGGAAACACUGAGGAAGGACCAGACUAUUCAGUACCUACAGCAUCAGAUCUCCGGGCUACAAGCUCAGGUGGACAACGCACCCUCGUUUGUCAUGGGAGGUGAUGCUGACAUAACACAGAAACUACUGCAGCUGGAAGCUGAGGUCAGCAGUAAGAAGUGUGAGGUGGACUCCCUGAAAGACGAGAUUAACAGAAUCCGAGCAGAGUCCCAAGAAAAUGUACCAAAUCUUCGUCUGGAACUUGGAGAAAGGGUUACAGAAUUGACAUCAGUGCGCAAAGAACUUGAUCGUGUCAAGAAAGACAAGAACAUAACAUCUGGCUUGGUUACUCAGAUGCAAAGGGAUAUGGCAAACAAGGACAUGACAAUCAGCAAGUUGACAAGAGAGAUGGAGAAUAUGAAGAAGGAGUCUAGAGAUAAGGAUCAGCAUUUAACCAACAUGUCCAACAGGGUAACCAAGGUAACCGAUCAGAAGAAGAUUCAGGAAGAAAGGGAUGCUAGAGAGAAGGAACUGAUCAGCUUAAGACUUAAAUUUAAAACUGCUGAAAACAAAGUACAGCAACAUGAAGAGACAAUAGAGGCGAUGAAGCAAGAGAUGGAGAAGAUGAGGCUGAUGGUGUUUGAAGCCACAGACAAACUGAAGAAGGCUCAGAGUGAAGCUGACACGGCUAAAGCCCAGUAUGUGGACAUAGAAAGGACAGAGCGGACUGUUAGAGUGGACUUGGAACAAGUGUCCAAGAAGAUGGAACGCUUCAGGAACAGAGUGGUGCAGCUGACAUUCUCCUCGCCAGAGACACCCUCUCCUCAGGAGGAGAUCUCAGAUGAUAAAUUAGUAGAAACUUUGAAGAGUUUCAUUGACGACAGAACCGAGCUGCGCAGGAGAAUUAAGGACUUGACGGAAGAGCUGCAGGAAUCCAAGCUGAACAAUGCGGAUAACUCUGACACAGUCAAACAACUGAGAGACCACAUUGACCAGGCUCUGACUCGGGUCAAGGAGAAAGGUUGCCUGUCCAGUGUGCUCAGCCAUGAGGUGAAAUUGUUAGAAUCAGUCGUGUUGGAGGAAGACACCAUGGCAUGGCUGAAGGAGGCUGUCUUGGGAUUCCUACAGACGUUCAGCAGCUGGGAAAAGAAUAUUGAAACCGCUCUGGAAAAUUGUGGAGUCAACACAAAGAUCUCAACAGAUUCCCCCGACAAACACAUCAGUCUUCUCUUUGCUAAGUGGGAGUCAUCUAUAACUGAGAAGGAUCGCCUAAUGGAACAGAUUUCAUCCCUUGAGCAGCGCCAUCAGGCAGAAAUGGAGCAGAGAAUUAAUAUUGUCAAAUCAGAAACAGAGGGUAAAGUCACAGAUGCUGUGGAGAAAGCUAACUUGGCAGCUGAGGAGAAAUUGAAUCGAGCUAUUGACGAGAUCAGAGCUGUAGAGGCGGAGAGGCGAGAAAAUGCCCUCCAGUCAGAGAGAGCUAAGCUAGAUGAGCUGGAGUCUGCCAUGGCCAAAUUACGACAAUCAUUUGCUGAGAAACAUGAAGAAGACCAGUCCAAACUUGAGGCAGCCUCAGAGACUGUACGGCAACUGGAAGAGUACAAACAGCUGGAGACUACCCUUAGGCAGCAAAUAACAGCCCUGGAGAACUCAAAGUCAGAGGAGGUGGAGAAGGCAGAGAAAGAAAGAACAGCUGCCAAUCAGCAGAUCGAGACGGAAAUCCUCCAGUACAAGGAGCAAAUCAAACAGCACUCCGUCACCAUAUGUGCCAUGGAAGAUCGUCUGACCAAGGUGACCAAGAGAAACAAGGAUUAUGCAGACGAGGUCAUUGAACUCAAGAAAACAAUACAAAACCUGAAAAACAAGCCAAUUCAAAAACCUGCCUUAAUUCAUAAACCGAGAGAUAUAAUUGAUCCAAAGAAUUCCCCUGAGUUUGUGGCCUUGGAGCAGCUCAUCUCAGUUUUAAGGCCAGAAAACUUGGAAUUGAAGAGAAAACUUAAGGAACAGGUAGAUGUGUCUAAUGGCUUACGACGUGAUUUAGUGGGGGCUUCAGCUCGUCUCUCUGAUAUUACAGGGGAGAUGAGCGAAAAGCAGAAACAGGAGAUUGAACAGAACAGAGCCCAGGUUAUUCAGCAGAAAGGGGAGAUAAUAGAACUGAAGCAACAGAUGGCAAAAUUAUCUCAGAUUAUAGACAAGAGAAAAGAAGAAGUGAAAAGUUUAGAAUCAGAGCUCAGCAAAGAAAAAUCCAUUUCUCGAAAGUUUCAACAACAUAUUGAUGACAACUUGAGCCAGAUUAGAAGUUUAGAGGGCAAGUUACAAGAUGAAAAGGAUGAGCAGAAAAAGCAGCUGGAUUUAUUAGAAAAUGAAGGCCGCAUUACUUCUGAGAUGACCGCCCUUGGUGCCCAGUGUCGCGGGGAACGCCACGAACAGGUUAUCCUUAGACAGAGAGAGGCGCUGUCAGAACUGAGGGCCAGGGUCAAGGCCUUGGAACAAGCCAAGCCUCCAUUGCCUACACAUGACCAGGCCUUGCAGCAAGUAAUCAUCCUGAAGAAAGAAUUGGCAGAGAUGAGAGCCAACCAGCUGCUGUCAGAGGAUCACACCUUACAUAGUGUUACCUCCCUUGACCGUGAAGUCAACAGAGUGCGGGGCAUGAUGCCCACAGUGACGGCAGAAGUGGAGAUGGAGAAGAGUGCUCACAGGGAAACAUUAGAUGCUUUAGAGAGUAGCGAAGCUACGUAUUUGGCAUUACUGAAGAAAAUGGCAGCCUGUCUGGAUCUAGAAGAGGCCAUUGGUGCACGGUCCAUGGCUCACAUCCCUAAAGAUGAGCGACGACGCUUACAGAAGGAGAGAGAAGAUAUCUGUGAACAGUUAGCCAGACGUGUCAAACUCUUGUCAGAGCGACUACAGCGCAAAGAUGAAAUGUUGCAGGGUUAUGAAAAAGACUUGGCCAGGUUGAGACAAGCUCAAGAACUUGCUGAUAAAAAAGGAAGUCAAGUCGAAAAUCUUGUGCAUGAUGUUCGAAAUCGAUCAGAGGAGUGUCAGUAUCUGCGAGAAUCAUUGAACAACACACAGUCUAAGCUAGACCAGGAGAAGAGACUGAAUGCAGCCAUAAAACAGAAAAAGACAUUCCAUCUAGAGAAUGAGAAAGCUCACCUGAGUUACUCCCCUUCUUCCCACAAGUGCCCACCAGAGGACCCCAUGGGAAAGAAGGCAGCUCAAAAACGGCUACAGAAGGAGCUGAUAAAACGAAAAAACUACGAAAUCAAGACAUUGAAGCAUGACUUAUGUGAAACCGAGCAACAUUUGACGGAGAGAGAAAAGAGGCUUCUCAAGCUAGAGACGAGACUGGGAUUCGAAAGACCAGGUGAAGUCAUUGAAUGAGUGCUUGUUAUGGGGGAAAAACUGUCUUAGCAGUCAUAUCUGUGUUCUCGGUAUACAGGAUAUGUAUUGUAGCAUUACUUGUAAUUUAAUUUCAUAGAGUUAAAUUGAGAUAGUAGUUUAUUUUGCAUAUUAAUUAUAGGUUCUGUGAUAUUUAUGGUAUAGGACCUUUGGUUACUUAACUUUUUAACCAUUAACCCUAGACGUUCCAGUCUUACAUUGUCACAGGUCUCAACUAUAUCAUAAACAUGUAUUCAUUUAUAGGUCCAAGAUAAUGUGGCAUACCUUACACUUUUUUGACUUGUUUUGUGUAUAGCAUGCACAAGGCUGCUUUCAAAAUAGAUGUUUGUACUAAAUAUAGGUGGUUACUGUACACAGUGGAGCAUGUAUAUUUGAGAGGAAAGGUAAAUUUUAGUUGGUUUUUGCUCCAUUUAUGUUUCAUUUCUAUGGUUAGUAGUCUUGGUUAAGUAUGUCAGCUUACUUAUUGACCUGUAUGUUUUCUGUUUUUCGUACAUUGGAUUAACUGUGCAUUCUCUUAAAGUGUUUUUUUUUUUAUUGCUACAAGUACACAUAAUAAUAUACAUAGUUUUAUAUACCUUUAAUUCUAAGACUUUAAGAGCUAGGGUCAUGCAUGUAGUCCCCUUUGUUGUAAAGGUCUUGUAUAACACUAAAAUUGAUAUUCUUUUACAAAGUUUUAGAUAUUAAAAAUUAUAUACACUGCAUACAUGCAUGUGAUGAUUUAUUAUUAUAUAGACUCACAUGAAUUGUAGAGUGGAAUGUCAUGUUUGCUGGUUUUUGUGUGCGUUUUUGCCAUUUUUUGCCACUGAAAAAGAAACACAGAUGGGGUCCUACAUAAACUUUCAAAGACCUUACAGAAAUAUAGGGAAAUUUUGAAAUUGGCAUACAUUGAUAUGAUAUCCAUUCAAUAAUGAAUCAUAUAAUAACUUUUUUCAUUACCAGCAGCAUUUUUAAUUUUUAAUCUGUUAUUUGAAAGUCACUUUCUAAUCUAGACAUCACAGUGACUAUCUAUUCUGAGUGUAGCAAGACACACACUUUUCAAGUCUUUUUUUUUUUUUUUUUGUCUUUUUUUUUUAAGGUUGUGCUAUUAAUGUACAGAUUAAUGUGUUUGUCUUGGGCGAGGCUCAGGUAUCCUCUUUAUUGUUUAGUCAUUUUUGGGGGGUUUCUUUGCAUGUAUUUGCUUUCUACAAUGAAAGCUUAGAGUCACAUGCAUUAUACACAUGCACUGAAGAAAAUCUCGAUAUAAAGUUGAUAAAUUUGUGAAAGGGAGGGGAGGGUGGGGCUGAUCAGGCCUGAUAAUCUAAUUAAGUAGUAGAGGGCCACAGUGUAAAUUGAUAUACCUGUUUUGAUCAGCUAUAUAUAAUAUAAUACCAUUAAUUAUAUCUUUACCACUGUGCCAAGUUUUACAAAUUAUAAUUGCAUGGCUGUAAAUCAAUAUGGCACCUGCAUGAAAUAUAACCAACUGAAAUGACUGCCGUCUGCGUAUACAAAAUAUACCAGUUUCGUAUUCUUGUUUUCAGAUAUAAAUAUCCCUUUGCGGGAAGAAAUUCGAAACUGUCCGUUCUUUUGUCCACUGUCCGUCCUUUUGUCCACUGUCCGUCCACUAGUGUCAACAUUAUCUUGGUUUCUUUGUUAUGGUUAUUUUCUUUUUAAUUUAUAAAACAAGAGGAGGAUUAGCUGUUUGAUACAUGCAUAAUGAAAGAUGUGUAGAACCUUUAUAGUAAUUCAUACAUUUUUGAAAACUUAAGCCUCUGUGAUAUUGGUACUGUAGUCAUAAUAGUGGUGUUACUGUGUUGCUGU
This is a messenger RNA of Liolophura sinensis, 6238 nucleotides long. RefSeq names its product forkhead-associated domain-containing protein 1-like. The record is from RefSeq and is a predicted model, not a curated record. Gene Ontology annotation, molecular function: protein binding. The transcript is spliced from 26 exons. Bases 224 to 4423 code for a protein of 1399 amino acids. NCBI's taxonomy places the organism in Eukaryota, Metazoa, Mollusca, Polyplacophora, Chitonida, Chitonidae.